Messenger RNA from Moesziomyces aphidis, 243 nucleotides. The record is from the annotation of a GenBank genome assembly. NCBI's taxonomy places the organism in Eukaryota, Fungi, Basidiomycota, Ustilaginomycetes, Ustilaginales, Ustilaginaceae.
AUGCUUGCUCCCAUCCGCGCGUUCCUCAGCAGCAAGCGACGCUUUGGUCCGCCAUCCCCGCCGCUGCACUGGCUCCACAUCCGCCAGGGCAGAUCAGGCGCGCCAGGCACCGUCGUCUUGAAGCCCUUUGGUUGUUCCGUCGUUCCGCGCUCGGAAGAGGCCGCACGCCCUGCAUCUGCAGGUAUCAGCGCCUACGUACCCCGCAUCGCGCUGCUGCAUCGUCGCCAGCUGAUCCAGCGCUGA